Molecule: messenger RNA, 4662 nt
Organism: Leishmania mexicana MHOM/GT/2001/U1103
Lineage: Eukaryota; Euglenozoa; Kinetoplastea; Trypanosomatida; Trypanosomatidae
Exons: 1
Coding region: 1-4662 (1553 amino acids)
Molecular function (GO): protein binding
Source: RefSeq, a predicted model, not a curated record
AUGGGUGCCUCGCGCCGGGGCAACGGGGCAGGUGCCAACACUAGCAUAGGCGGCGGCAACGCAGACGUGCUAGGCGGCGGCGCAGCCCCGCAAUACUCGCGCGUGAACUCCAACGAGGCCGUCCCUGGAGUGGUCUACCGGGCAGCGGUGCCGAGCAGCAUCCGGGCGAUGGCCGUGGACCCGGUCGAACCAGUAGUGUGGACCGCCGUCGGCGACGAUCCGCUCGCGGCGUUGCAUCUCAGCGGACGCGAGCUGACGCACUCGAAGUCCGUGAAAGACAUUGAUCAGGUGCACUGCAUGGCGGUGGUGCGGAUCGCUGAGGAGCAGGCGACCACCUUUAAGUCCGCCUCGACGUCACCUCGCACGGGGGGCACGACGCCGAAGGGCGCAAAGGCGGGGAAGCGGAAGAAAGGCGGUCGCAGCAGCUCUGGCGUCCGCAAGUCUGGGAAGCAGCGCGCUGGCAGUAACGGCGUCUUUCUGGGUCGCGGUUUCGCCAGUGGCCUUGGUGGCGAGGAUGGCAUGGGAAAUCGCGGGAACAGCGACGAUGAUGACGGCUACGGCGACGACGCGAUGGGUAGCGGCAGCCCGGUGAGCCACGACAAGCAAGGGGUGCGCUUCUCCAACUACUUGUGGUGCGGCCUGAGCCGCGGCCACGUGGCGGUGGUGAACAUGUCGAACUUGGAGUACCAACUCAUCCACAACGCGCACAGCCAGACGGUCAACAAGAUCUGGUACUGGGAGGCAUGCAACAAGGUUUGGACGGCUGGGCGAGAGAAGGGCGUGCACGUCUGGGAUCCGCAGCGGCGGGCGGUGCUGAAGCGGCGCAACAUCGCCGCCAUUCUGACCGACGCGACGUACGCUGAGUCGACGGGCAAGGUGUUCGCGGUGGCCGGUGACGCCUGCGUGCGUGUGUUUGAGCCGAGCGGAGAGAACGUGAACGUCCCCAAAGGGCAGGAGAACCGCAUCCGCAUGAAGCUGGACGCCUCGGUCAUCGAGUACCACCGCAACUCCGGCUUCGUGUGGGUGGGCCUCGCCCGCGGCAGCGCCCUCAUGAACACGAGUACCCUCGAUGUGGAGCGCACGCUCCCGUACACCUUCAGCGCCAUCCUCUUUAAAGGCAACAACGCUAUCAUUGCUGGCCAGGAGUCGCCAAGCGGGGAGGGGCGACUGAUGGUGCUGGACGUGACGAACCCGAGAGAGCCCUCCGUGUUGGCGUACAGCAAGUUCGCCGGUGCCCUCCCCCUCGGCCUUCACAUUGUCCCACGCACCCGCUUCGCGGUGGUGGCGCAGGACGACCAGAAGAAGGGCUGCAUGAUGGCCGUGUUCGUGUACGACGGCACAAUCGCGUUGACGCACGCGACCGCGUCUGGCGGCGCACCCCCGCAGCGGACCGAGUGGGUGCCUCGGGGGGCAGCGAUGGCGACGACUGUCGGCACCGCCUCACCCCCUGCGCAGCCUGCUACACAGACAUCAGAUCAGACCGGUGGUAACAGUGCCAUAACAGCUACCGCGAUACCACCGGCGGUGAGCAACGUUACGCACAGCGCAGUCACCGUUGCCACGGUAGACAGAGCCACGCUGCACCACCGAGGGGCUGUGGUGAAGGCGUCGCCGGACUACCGCACCGACCGCAAGUUGGCGGUGGAGGCGGAUCGAUCCUCGCUGGUGGAGGCGAUCGCGCCGGAUGCCCAGGACAUCAAGAACGCUCUGAAGCAUCUUGUCAAGACCACAGAUGAGGUGCGGCAGUCUCUGGUUCAGCAACGCUCCGCCGAGGCAACUCUAGCGGACUUCAGCCGGGUGUUGCGCGGGCGGCAGCAGUGGCUCUUGGAGCAGGGCUCGCUCACAAACCUUCCCGUGCUUCCGAGUGCUGUGGCAGACCGCAUCGAUCGCGACUACGCAACCGCCGAAGGGAAGACGAUUGCCACGUCCAUCGAGCAGCUGCAGCAGCUGUACACCGCCGCACUGGCAAAGCAUCAAGAGCUGGUGCACAGCAGAGAGUCCGGCGACGGUGGCCACGAGAGCGGGGCAGUGGCGCUGAGUCUUCCAGGGGCGUCGCCGCCAUCGGCGGUGGUCACGUCGCCUCUCGUGCCCAGCAGCAGCGCGAAAGACCGGGGAGGCGACGCGGCGGCGCUGCGAGUAGCAGCCGGGAGCGGACACCACCAGCCUGGUGUGCAUCUCGUGGAGGGGGACAGGUUGCCUGACGGCUACUCCCCUCGGCAGAGCGGCGUUUCCGCUUGUGGGUCAGGGGCAGGGGAUGCCGCGGUUCCUCCAUGGGCGCUGCAGCUCGCCUCCACAUUGCAGCGGGAGCGGGCGCUGCGUGCGCAGCAGUUGAACGCGCUGCAGCUCCAGACGGAGCGUCUAGCCGAGCGCAACACAGCCCUCUCCGCCGCCUUUGUGCGUCUCCAAGCCCACGUAGCGGCACUGGGACAGCAAGCGCUCGCCUCGGCGAUGGACGCCGAGUCUACGGGCAGCAUGACGGCUGAGUCGGAGAAGUCACCACUGAGCUUUCCUCUACAGCGCCGCCAACCACUACAAGCGCACCAGCCCUCCCAGCCUUCACCGCAGCACAAGAGUGCUGCGGCUUUGUUCGCCAAGGUCAGCCACGGACAGUACCACAAACCGAAGUGUGUGCGCCGAUCUACCGAUGUUCUCGUGAAGGCGAUGGACGAGGUGGUGCGCCUCGUGCAGAGUCGCCGCGGCCGCAGCGGCGACCACGACGCACUGGGGAUCACCCUUGAAAUGGCCCACUCGAUGGCAGGCCUGGCCGGGGCCGGCAGCGUUGACGACCCGGACGGCAGUGCCGACACGGUUCCCGCUCACACGCGACCGCCGCGCAUGCAGGAUGUGUCCCUGUCACCGUCCUCUCCAUCUAUGGUGCUGCCGCUAGAGGCGCCUCUCUCGGCAGAGGAGGCGACGGUCACGCGAGGCGCGCAAAGCAACGCCGCCGCCGUCGAUGACACGCUGCUUGACCAUCCCCUCACCUCUCUGCCGGGCGUGUGCUCGAUGGCGGAGGUGGAGCUGCGUAACUUGAUGGAGCGCGAUGCGGAGGUGGCUUCGCUUUGGGCGCGUCUGCAGAGCAUCCGGUCACAGCCGCGUGAUACAGGCGCCGGUCAUCAUGCCACGGAGCAGCACACAACACCUACUGGCCCCGCUGCCGACGUGACAGCUGAUAACGUCAAGGUUGUGGAGGGUGGGCUGCUGCUACGCGCCCCCAUCGCAGGCAGCACAACCGAUUCGAGUGCGGGCGGAUCAACGACUGCACUGCUCACGAGGCUCAUGACGGCGCGCGUUCUGCAAGCUGUAUGCUGGGCGGAGUGUGUGCAGACCGUUCUGCAUGAGUUGACGCAUGCGGCGGGAAUGAAUAACAUCUUCAUCGCCGGCUGCGUACACAACGCUCUCAUGGCACCGCCCGCGACGACUGUUGGCAGGUGCGGCACCGGCGCUUCGUCUGGAGUGCAGGGGCAGGGCCCACUGGAGGUGCUUGGUUACGAGUCUACGCAGGAGCAGUCAAUGGUGCUCGGGAAGGUCGGUCAUAUGAGCAAGUCGGCCACACUCGAGCUUUCUAAUACGUCGCGUGUUCGUGAAGGGUUGCGGCAGCAAGAGUGCCGGAGCCAGGGCGAGGAAGGCACGAGCGGCGUCGCGGCCUUUGUUAACAGCGACUUCCGACUGCACCGUCUGCCAGGCGCGCUGCGCUGGUCACUGAUGGCGCUGCGGCUGCUCUUCGCGUUUUUGUCAGACGCGGAGGCUCAUCUGCUCGUUAGUGGUGACCACGGCGGCGGCGAUAACCCCAAGGUGGAUGCCAAGACGGCGCGUGCGGCAGGGAAGCAUAAGGCAGGCGCCACCUCCAGCGGCGAUGGCGCGGCCGCUACGCGGGCUCCGUCAGCGGUUAGUGUGGCCAUGACGCACUGGGCGAUGUUUCUGAUGAACCUCCAAGCCGACCUGACAGCCGUGCACCACGCAGCACGACUUUACCACGCCUGGCGCUGGGGACCGUCCGCCCUCUCCGCCACCGCCGCCGCUACGACGCCAUCGAACAGGGCUGGCGGCGCGGUACACAACCGUGCAGGCGCAGCGCGCGGUGGGGGAAUCGGUGUGAGUGCGCCCAGCAAGACCACAUCAUAUGCGCGCGAGUCGGCCUCCAUCGCCGCCUCCACCGCCUCCACCGCCUCAGACUCUCUCGCCCAAAUCGCGGUGUCCCUCAGCUCCAAAGGCAAACUGCUGCUGCUGUACAUGCAAUGGCGUUUCUCUGGCUUUGCCACCACGUCCACCGACCGCGCUGUUGCGUCGACAGGCGGUGCGAACGUGUUGUCAGGGUCGGCCAAUGCAACCUCCUCAUCGCUUCCAUCCGCCGGGUUGCCAACACUCUUUACCUCUGAGGGGGACAACGACAUAGCCGCCUCUGCAGCGGCCGUGACGCCGUGCAGCGCCGCCGACUGCUCUCGCUUGCUGUGCGACACUGUGGUGCAGACAAAGCAACUGCUGGACCGUGUGCGACUCCUCCUCGCGUACACCCACGCCAUCCGCGCACGUGCCUUGAUGGCGCUGGAGGAGAGCGGGGACGAGGCUGUGGCGCAGGUGAUUGCGUCCUUCGCCUCGACAGCCGCCGCCGACUCGGACGCCCGUGUGCCGACGGAGCAGGAGAGGGCCUUCCUGCAGAGUUGA